GGAAUCGGUUAAUGAAAAAGGCCAAGUGUGAGGAAGUUCUACAAACUACAAGGCUACCACUUCCAAACCAAACUGAAACAGGUGAUAGCAAUGAUCCCCUAUCGCCAUCGCCUAGCGAGUCUCACACACCGCUUACGUUCGUACUAUUACUCCUCCACACCCCCACUCUACACCACAGACACCCCCGACUCCACAACAAUCCAACUCCUCUCUUGGGGAAAAGGCGCCUCAGGCCAACUCGGCGGCGGCGUCGAGGAAAUUCGUCUCUACCCAUCUCCAGUCACCAACCUGAUUCUCCCCAAAUCCUCUUUCACUCUAUCCAAAACCCCUGGGUUUCUCCAUGGGCCUGAGGGGACUAAUAAAGUGGUGGAGUUGGGCAUCUCGUGUGGGCUUUUUCAUUCUUGUUUGGUUGUUGAUGGGGCUCUUUGGGUUUGGGGUAAAGGCGAUGGUGGAAGAUUAGGGUUAGGUCACGAAAAUUCUUUGUUUGUUCCUACUUUGAACCCUCACCUUGAUAACGUUCGUUCUGUUGCUCUUGGUGGGUUGCAUUCCGUUGCGCUUACUUCUGCUGGUGAAGUUUUCACAUGGGGUUAUGGUGGUUUUGGUGCACUUGGACAUUCAGUUUAUCAAAGGGAGCUAUUCCCUAGAUUGGUAAAAGGCUCAUGGGAAGGGACUAUAAAACACAUUGCUACUAGUGGAGCGCAUACUGCGGCAGUAACAGAAUCAGGGGAGCUUUAUACUUGGGGUCGAGAAGAAGGAGAUGGUAGAUUGGGCCUUGGUCCUGGUCGGGGCCCAGAUCAUGCAGGUGGACUUAGUAUCCCUUCAAAAGUAAAAGAAUUACCUUUCCCUGUUGCUGCUGUUUCUUGUGGUGGAUUUUUCACAAUGGCAUUGACAGAGGAUGGACAACUGUGGAGCUGGGGAGCAAAUUCUAACUAUGAACUUGGGAGAGGCGAUAAAAUUGGUGGUUGGAAACCAAGUCCAGUACCUAGCCUCGAGAAGGUUCGAAUAAUUCAAAUGGCUAACGGAGGAUAUCACUCCCUUGCAUUAACGGAUGAUGGCAAAGUGCUUUCAUGGGGACAUGGUGGACAAGGUCAGUUAGGUCAUGGAUCUGUUGAGAGCAAGAAGCUACCAACAUUAGUUGAGGCUAUAGCUCAUGAGCGUGUUAUAUUUAUUUCUUGUGGGGGUUCUUCAUCAGCAGCUGUGACAGAUAAAGGGAAGUUAUAUGUGUGGGGAAAUGCCAGUGAUUCUCAAUUGGGAGUUCCUGGGCUACCAGCAAUACAACCAUGCCCUGUUGAAGUCAAUUUUUUAAUGGAAGACGAUGGAUUGGGACCACACAAGGUUUUGUCAAUUGCGAAUGGCGCAUCACAUGCCAUGUGUUUGGCUUUGAGGGAAAGUUGUUGAUUAUAUAAGCUGACAUGGAGAUUUCUUCUUUGACAAUAAUGACCUGUUGGCAUGGAUACAGUUGAUCUUGAACAAGUUUCCUAGGUGAAAUGCAGAAGAAGCUUUUUUUUCUUGUGGAAUAGAAUGUCUCAAUGAAUAGAUGAUUGUUACAAUUGAUUCAGAUCUCAAACUCAAUUUAGUUUUGACAACUUUAUAGCUAAUGUAACAUGAAGAUCAACUCACAUUUGAAGAAUCUCUAGCUAAAUGUCUGGGAUCUUCCACUUGCACUUUUGGUUGUAUGCAAUAUUGUAAGAACAUAUAAGGUAACACAAAUUUUUCCGAAGAUAGAAAAUGUUUUCCCAACGUA
Cicer arietinum (chickpea) is the source of this 1744-nucleotide messenger RNA. Its product is annotated as RCC1 domain-containing protein RUG3, mitochondrial. The record is from RefSeq and is a predicted model, not a curated record. Lineage: Eukaryota; Viridiplantae; Streptophyta; Magnoliopsida; Fabales; Fabaceae.